CUUUUAAGUAUUGUGUUCAUUUUCUCUCUUGCUUUUUAAAAAAUCUUGUAAUUAGAUCGGCAAUCGCAAAUUGUACUUUUUACAUGACCGAUUGCCCCAAAUUAACAUCAUCGUUGGUAUAUAUCUUUUAAAAACCGUCCCAAACUACAAAGAAUUAGCAAUUUCCUCAUUAAUAUGCAAUUUCUAACUGAUUGCGAAAGCAAACGCAAAGGUAAACAACAUGGCCGAUGUACAAGGUAUGUCGGCACGAGAGAACCGCACUGCCUAAUAAAUCAAUAUUUAAGCUAUGUAUAUCGUAAUGCUAUAGAGACAUGUUAUUUAAAUAUAUGGACUGAUCAAUUUCUCUGUCAGAACCAAAUUUUUCGUGUGACAAUGUCGUCGGAGAAGGUCCUUUAUAAACUAGACCAACCUCAUGGCACUGGUAGUGUCCAUAUUUCUUGGCGACCUGGAAACAGCACACACUUAGCCACAACAGGUUGUGAUUCUACAGUUGCCAUCUACGAUAGGCAAGGAGAUAUUCAAGACCGAAUACAGAUUUCUGGAUUAUGCACUGGCUUCGGUUGGGACUCGGACGGAGAUCUCCUAGCAAUAACAUCGCAGAACUCAUCAGUUAUAAUACUAUGGGACGCCACAACCGGCAAAAAAUUUCAAAUAGAUGCAGGUGUAAGAGAUGGACUGACCUGUAUGAUGUGGGCAAAGAAGAGCUGUUUGUUAGCAAUAGGAACCCAAAAAGGAAAUUUAGUGCUUUACGAUCACAUAAAUGCCAGACGAAUACCUAUUUUGGGAAAGCACAAAAAACGCAUUUUAUGCGGCGCAUGGUCAAUAGACGGUCUUCUUGCCUUGGCGAGCGAGGAUAAGGUUUUAAGUAUCAGCACAAGCGAAGGAGAUACCCGUCGAGAGAUAACUCUUCAAGGUGAUCCGUCACAUAUACAAUUUAGCGAGAUGAAGAUGGAUCAUAGGAUAGGCGGUGAAAAUACGGUAUCCCUUAUCGUUAGCAAAACGACGUUAUUCUUGUACAACAUUUUGGACCCAGAAAAUCCUAUUGAACUGGCUUUUCAGAAACGUUAUGGAUCAAUUGUAACUUAUAAGUGGUACGGUGAUGGUUACAUAUUGGUAGGAUUCGAAGCUGGCUUCUUUAUAGCAAUAUCGACGCAUAUAAAGGAAGUUGGCCAAGAAUUGUUUCAAAUUAAAAACCACAGAGAUACUUUGACAGAUAUCGCGUUGAGUCAAGUGGGCGGAAAGGUGGCAACUUGCGGCGAUAAUGCCCUGAAGGUGCACAGUUUGCAAAAUCUUGAAGAAACCGAAACACAGAUCACGAUAAUCGGCGAAAGUGGGAUCAGCAAUAUCGAAUGGUCGACGGAUGGAACUAUGCUGGCAGUUGUUACUUACACCGGCAAUGUCUUAAUUUAUUUAAUAGAAAUCCCAAAAUUAACCAGCGUUUGUGGUAACAGAAUAGCGUUACUAACAAGCCUGAUGGAAGUAGCUGUACAUCUUUAUACAUUAGACAAGGACAAACCAUCUCCGCAAGUAAUCAACACUAUUAUAGAACCAGCCAUACUAGCAGUAGGUCCAGCGCAUUUAGCAGUAGGAUUAAACAACAGAGCGCUUUUUUGGGAUUUGUCUACGAGCCAUUAUAACAAUAUACAUUUCGAGAGGGACUAUUUGGCUACGGUGGAUAGUAUGCGUUUGAAUGAGAUAUACGUAUCCGCGCUAUUCGAUGGGAAGCUACAGUUGCAUUCGAUUAAAUCCGAUGAGACUUUAAUAAAUAAUGGAAAGGAUACAAAGAUGUUUCCAGACUUAAAUUCUUCCCAUAGUAGAAUAACGUGUCACGCUCUCUGUUCAGAUUUCUUGGUUUACGGUAAUGACAUGGGUCACAUCGUCUAUUUUUACUUGGAGACGUUCACUCAAUGUACCGAAUUUAUACAUAACAACGGAAUAAAGGAAUUAUACUUAGAUGCGAAUGGAACACAGUUGUGCUUCGUCGACAAUAAGUCAGAUGUUUACGUGUUCGAUCCGAUAAACGAAGCAGCCAUUGCAGUGCCAGAUUAUCCUGAUAAUAUUGACGGUAUUCUCUGGGAUCAGAAUAUAUUCGAACGUGCUAUAUUUGCAGUAUACAACAAAAGCGUUAUUGUAACGUAUAUUUUUGUAAAAUACUUCGUUGAAGGUACCAAGGUAAUAAAAAUUAAUUCAACUAAAUUGCCAUUGGAUUCAAUUCCUUUACUGAUGUAUUCUGGCGAGAUAACGUUGAGUUCAGUGGGCAGCAAAUUAAUACAAAUAACAUUAACUUCCCACGAAGAUGUUGGGAAUAUCGUAGAGACCAAAAAAAUUAACGACAUUUUCGAUAAUCAGAUCUUGUGUAGACGGUUUCAACAAGCGUGGAACAGUUGUGAGAAAUUAAACGAGAAAGAUGCAUGGCUAAAACUGGGUCAAAGCGCUAUUGCAAAUUUAAAUGUGGAAUUUGCUAUUCGCGUGUAUCGGCAAAUAGAAGAUGCUGCAAUGGUGUGGGCGUUGCAAAGUAUGGAAAAUAUAGACGAGAUAGCAUUGCUAUGUGGCCAUGCUUGCUUACUACUUGGCGAUUACAACGAAGCAGAAAAGUACUUUUUGCAAUCGUCCGAACCCGUCCAGGCUUUGUACUUAAGGAGAGACUUAAUGCAAUGGGAACAAGCGUUGAGUUUGGCACAGAAAUUAAAACCCGACGAAAUCCCUUUUAUCGCCAGAGAGUACGCCCAGCAGUUGGAAUUCACUGGGAACUAUCCGAAAGCUUUAACAAAUUACGAACGCGGUCUGGUUGAUUACAACACCUCAGCAACUUUAGCUGCGCAGAAUCCUAAUCACCGAAGCCAAUGUUUAGCGGGAAUAGCGAGAAUGUCUAUAAGAUGCGGCGAUAGUAGAAAAGGCGUUGGUAUAGCGAUGGAUAACGAGAACUCGAGAUUAUUACGGAAAGAAUGUGCGGAGAUUUUAGAAUCGAUGAAGCAAUUUAGCGAAGCUGCCCAAUUAUACGAGAGAUCUGAAUACUUCGACAAAGCUGCUUCUGCGUACAUAAAGUUAAAGAACUGGCACAAAGUGGGGCAGCUUUUGCCGCAAAUAUCGUCGGCAAAAAUUAACAUACAAUACGCUAAAGCCAAAGAGUCGGAGGGCAAAUACGAGGAAGCUGCGAAAGCAUAUGAAACCGCCAAGGAUUACGAUAACAUAAUUAGAAUUAAUCUGGAACAUUUGAACAAUCCCGCUCGUAGCGUUGAAGUUGUUCAACAAACCAAGAGUAUAGAAGGUGCGAAGAUGGUCGCGAAAUAUUUCCAAAAGAUGAAUGAUUACAAUACAGCUAUCAAAUUCCUAAUUUUAUCAAAUUGUCACGACGAAGCCUUUCAACUAGCCAAUCAGCACGGCAAAAUGGAAUUGUAUGGAGAAAUCUUGGUGAACACGAUCGAUGACACUAACGUUCGAAGGGAAGACUUUAGGAGUCUCGCGAUGCAUUUUGAGUCUCAGAAAAAUAAUCUUCUAGCCGGAAAAUAUUACUUCCACGCCAAAGAGUAUCAGAAAGCCAUGCGACAUUUGUUAAAAGCUGCGCAACUAGUACCGGACGAUGAUAAAGCGAUUACUUAUGCCAUAGAUACUGUCGCAUCAUCUAAGGAUGAUAAAUUAGCCAAUCAAUUAAUAGAUUUUUUAUUAGGAAGCGACGGGUUGCCAAAGGAUCCAAAAUACCUAUUCCGAUUGUACAUGGCUCGAAAGCAAUAUAAAGAAGCAGCUAAAACAGCGAUUAUAAUUGCGAAUGAGGAGCAAAUUAGUGGAAAUUACCGAAACGCUCACGACGUCCUGUUUGGAAUGUACCAAGAAUUGAAAAGGAAUAAGAUCGCCAUACCUUUAGAGAUGCAAACCAAUUUAAGACUCUUGCAUUCUUAUAUUCUAGUGAGAUUACACGUGAAGAGAAGUGAUCAUCUACGAGGCGCCCGGAUGCUAAUAAGAGUAGCCAACAACAUAUCGAAAUUUCCAUCGCACAUCGUGCCAAUAUUAACGUCAACCGUGAUAGAAUGCCAUAGAGCGGGCUUGAAAAACGCGGCUUUCAAUUUUGCCGCUAUGCUAAUGCGUCCCGAGUAUCGUGGGCAAGUCGACGUGAAGUACAGCAAAAAGAUCGAAGCGAUCGUGAGAAAACCGCCGAGAACGAAAGAUAUUGAGAACGAGGAUGAGCCCCUCACACCGUGCCCAUACUGCAAGAGUAGAGUUCCGGAGACGGAAGUAACCUGUGAUAAAUGCAAAAAUACCAUACCUUUCUGCAUCGCGACGGGACGACAUAUCGUGGAGGAUGAUUUUGCAGUGUGUCCCCAAUGUGAUUUCCCUGCCAUUAGAAGUGAAUUUCUGAGAAUCAUUGAAUCUGAAGAAAUUUGUCCAAUGUGCUCAGCAAAGGUUUUACCUGAAGCUGUAUCGUCCAUCACUGAUAUCUAUCCAUAUCUUGACUAUCAAGAGGAAAAAAUCAUCAUAAAGGCAUAAUUUUUCUAUAUUUAGACAUAGAAUACAUUUAGCAAUGUAUACGACAGGAGAGUUGUAAGUUGUUUAGAUUCCCACAAACUAGGGAACAAAUAAUCUUUUAUAGACAUCUAUAUCUAUGCUGCACAAAUUCAAAGGUGCCUUGUUUUUAUUGUGUGCCUUAAGCAGACACCAGAUAGUUAUACAGUUUGCGUUUGCAAACAAUAGCAGUAGUAAGUAUAAUAUUCCCAUUGAGUUGAAAAUCAUAAAGCGUCAGUAUUCUCGAUGUAACAGUGCCGUCCGUUAUGAGUACAAUUUAUUCGAGUACAAGUAGAUUAAUGAAAUAACAAAUGCCAUGUAUAUGUAUGUACAAAAAAAUUAAGUUUUAUUUACUGCGCGAGUUGUUUUAAUGUAGAUAAAAUAAAAUCGCGCAUCCAACGAAUAUUCGAAAUAAAAUUUGCAAUACUUUAGUAAUUGCCAUAUCAAUAAUCUGUGUUUAUAAUUAUAACAAAUAUAACCCGUUCAGAAUAUUCAGAUUAAAAUGACAUGCAAACUGCGUUUAACAUUAAUGCAUUACAUAAUGCACACUUGACAUAAAAACCUACAAAGAUCCAUCAUAAUCAUAAUAAUAAUAAAUCUCGGUUUUAUGACUGUCAUAAUUACAGUCUCACCUAACCUAACGUAAUCGUGUAGUUCUUGCGCUUCUACGCAAUAGACAUAUCAGAAACACGUGAUUUCGCGCAGCAUGACUUUGAAGAAUCGACACGCAGAAUGACCUGUUGGUUUUAUAAAGUUUGAUGUAGAUGUAGACGACAAGCAUUUUGCAAUAUAUAACGGAACUUCCAUACUUGAUCAAUCCGGACUUCCUAUUUCCUCAUUAAAUUCCAAUUAUUUUCGUAAAAUAAAUUUCGUAAAAAAGAUAACGGUCUCAAACAGUUUCCCAAUCGACUUCUCCUAUGACCUUUUUUCACAUGAAAUAACUGUUUCUCGCACGGAAGAAAAGGCGAGAGCAGAAACGGUACAUUCCAACUACAUUCCAGACAUCGUAGAAAAACCAGCAAUUAUGCACAAGUAAAUCUACCGAUAUGCGAUCUAAUUGACAAAACGCAUAGAUAUUGGAAUACGACAGAAAAGAAAUAAAUGACAAAUAAUGCAAAUGAUUUUGUUCUAAAUCAUUAUAUAAAAAAAAUUCGCGUUUACAAUUAUCAUUGCAAUAUUAAAAACAAUGUUAUCUCCAGUAAGAAUUACGUAAUGGACGAGUAUAUUGAAGAGCUUAGGAAGCAUUUAUACUUUGUAAUCAGUGUAUUAUUAGAUUCAAUGUAUUAGCUUUGAUUCAAAGGUUUCUUGUUUUCAAAUAGAUAAAUUUCACACGCAUCGAGAGAAAAAUUAUAUGAUAAAAUGUAUUGUUACAAAUUUCAUUAAGAUCAAAAUAAUUAUUGUCCACCUCAGAAAUAUGUUCUUCUUUUCAGGUAAAAAGUCUCUCGAUUCUUAACUUACCUAAAAUCUCGCGUCAAAUUGAUCGAUGUAUACGACCCUGCGACGCGCCACCGCGAUACAGCCACGUAUUCGCGCGCUGUGUGCAUAGCUACAUUUCAUCGACGUUGUGUUGGUACGCAAUGCGCACCGGUAUACAUCGUUAGUGUCGUGCGAUAAUCGUGCGUGCGAGUUGUUUGGUUCGUGAACGGCGCCUCGUUGGCAAUAUCCAUCCGUGAUUCUCGGCGAUUAGACUUUUUCGAUUGUCGUUACUGCUCCGGCAUUCCAUUGAACGUGUUGUGGCACGUAUUCACGAGCGCAUUUACACGUGAAGGAAAGAA
This is a messenger RNA of Linepithema humile (Argentine ant), 6272 nucleotides long. It is a transcript of the gene Oseg6, whose product is annotated as intraflagellar transport protein Oseg6. NCBI's taxonomy places the organism in Eukaryota, Metazoa, Arthropoda, Insecta, Hymenoptera, Formicidae. The record is from RefSeq and is a predicted model, not a curated record. Gene Ontology annotation, biological process: intraciliary retrograde transport; cilium assembly. Gene Ontology annotation, cellular component: intraciliary transport particle A; cilium. Gene Ontology annotation, molecular function: protein binding.